GCAGCGCGACGCUCUUAACUAUUCAGCCAAGGCGGACGGAUCGGAUCGGAUUGGAUCGGAAUAUGGAAUGGAGUGUGGUGUAGUGGCGCUGAGCGGAGCGGUGAAGAGCGUAUGGCUGGCAGUAUGCGCGUGGCAGCGACAGAGAGCGGACGAGCAACGGACGACCCAGCAGAGCGCUAUCCACCACCCCAGAGACCCCCAACCCCACAGCACACAGGCCACAAGCACGCGCCACGCCACACAACACACAAAACAACAACAAUAUAACACUCCACAUAGGCGAGGGGUCUCCAUGCAUCUGUCUAUUGGCUGAACAACAAAUCGGAACCACAUUUCAUGAAGAUGGACUUUGAGAAGAUAUUGGGCAAGUGUGGCGACUGUCAUCGCUAUCAGUUCAUGCUGCUGGCGCUCUACGGCUUCCUAAUGUUCGUCGUCUCCAGGCACUACUUUGCCCAGAGUGUGAUUAGCUUCGUGCCCGUCCACUGGUGCUACCAUCCAGCGCUGGAGCAUCGCAGCUUUGAGGACAUUGCCAAAAUCUAUUCGCAGUUUGAGAAUCCCUCCUGCACGCGACUGGCAUCGAUCGAUGCGGAUGGAGGCAAUGCCACGGCGAGCAGCGAGCCCUGCGUUCGUUGGAUCUACAACUAUGAUUAUGGUUUUAGGAGCAUGAAUGCAGAACUCAAUUGGGUCUGUGAUUCCGCCUACAAGGCGCGCGUGGGCCAAUCCUUGUUCUUUGUGGGUUCCAUGUGUGGCACGCUGGUCUUUGGCCUGCUCGGCGACUCCAUUGGACGCAUCAGGGCAAUGAUUUUGGCCAACUUGUGUGGCUUUGUGGGCGACUCUGCCACGAUCUUUGCCCAGAGCUUAGUGACAUUCUCAGUGAGUCGGCUCGUGUCUGGAUUAGCGGCCGAAGCCAACUCCUACCUGAUGUAUAUUCUGGCGCUCGAAUAUGUAUCGCCUGCGCUGCGAAAUACUGGCCUCAACAUAAUUAUGAGCACAUGUUACUGUCUGGGCAUGAUAAGUGCCUCUUGGCAGGCCGUCUGGGUGGGGGAGUGGCGCGUAUUUAUGGCCUGGUCCGCCCUGCCUCCGCUGCUCGUCACCCUCUUCUACUUCCUGGUGCAGGAGAGUGCCCAGUGGCUGGUCACACGCCACGACAUCGAUGGCGCUGUGCUGCGCCUGAAGCGCGUGGCCAACUUCAAUAGGCGCGAGGUCAGCGAGGAGGACUUUGAGCAGUUUCGCAUCCACUGCAAGGGGAAGGAAUCGGCCAUGCAGAAGCAGUCCAAGCUGAUGGAUGCCCUGAAGACGCCUCGUCUGCGCAACAGAAUGAUCCACGUUUUGGUGGUUUUCACCAUCAUUACACUCUGCUACAACACCAUGUCCCGCAAUGUGGAGGGUCAGGGCAUUUCGCCCUUCAUAAUGUUCACGCUGUUCGCCCUGACGCUGCCGCCCUCGGGCCUCUUUCAGGCCCAGGCCCAGAGGAGUGUCGGCCGCAAGUUUACGGCGGUGAGCAGCAUGGUGGCCACUGGUCUUAUGACUGCAGUCUGCGGCAUUAUGCUGUCCUUUUGGCAGCAGCCCAGCACCCCCGUGCUGGUGACCCUCGCUUUGAUCUCGCGGUUCGGAAUCUCAGUCUGCACUGGGGCCACCAUGCAGAUAUCCGCCGAGCUGGUGCCCACCUGUGUGCGGUCUGGCAUCCUGGCCGUGGCACAUGUGGCCGGUGCGGCAUUCUCCUUCGUCUCGCCAUUCAUCCUGCAUCUGGACACAUAUUUUCGGGCUGCCUCCUCGAUUAUUAUCUGUCUCUUGCUGUUUGUCAGCGCGUGGAUUUGCCUGCUCGUGCCAGAGACCCGCAACAAGAAGCUGCCCAUGUCCCUGGCCGAGGGUGAGCAGUUUGGCAAGGGGGAACGCAUGUUUGACUUCCUGCGUCGCCAACAGAGGGAAGCCGAUGAUGAUCUCAGUGUCGAGAAGAAUCAGAAACUUAUGCCCGAAUAAACCAGCUGUGUGUGUG
This is a messenger RNA of Drosophila subobscura, 1996 nucleotides long. RefSeq names its product steroid transmembrane transporter SLC22A24. The record is from RefSeq and is a predicted model, not a curated record. Lineage: Eukaryota; Metazoa; Arthropoda; Insecta; Diptera; Drosophilidae. The coding region runs from base 337 to 1980 and encodes 547 amino acids. Gene Ontology annotation, cellular component: membrane. Gene Ontology annotation, molecular function: transmembrane transporter activity. Gene Ontology annotation, biological process: transmembrane transport. The transcript has 4 exons.